Molecule: messenger RNA, 480 nt
Organism: Tetrapisispora phaffii CBS 4417
Lineage: Eukaryota; Fungi; Ascomycota; Saccharomycetes; Saccharomycetales; Saccharomycetaceae
Gene: TMC1
Product: Tmc1p
Exons: 1
Coding region: 1-480 (159 amino acids)
Molecular function (GO): zinc ion binding
Source: RefSeq, a predicted model, not a curated record
AUGUCGGACACGCAGAAUAUAAAGAAGAUUCAGGUGCAGAACGAUGCUGCUAAGGAUAAGGUGGUGAUCAGUUUGAUUGAACAAGAGGCUGCAACGGAGGACUCGGGGUUGCAAGGUGAAGAGCAGAGAGCGGUGAAGGUUGUUGAUAAAGAUGGAGCAGUUGCUGUCGGGGGUGUUGCAACAGUUGGGAGCAAGUACACUCUUGCCGCAGAGUCUGCUCUGCAGGAGACGUCUGGUGUGGGGAAGAAGCAAAGGAAGAGGCGGAGAAAGAACGAGUGCCAUUACAAGGACUGUUCCAGCAGCUAUAUUAAGUACAUAGGAGAGUGUCAGUACUGCGAGGGCAGGUUCUGCUCACAACAUAGACUGUUGGAAACCCAUUUGUGCACAAAACUCGAUUAUUGUAAGAAAGAGUAUCAUAGAAGAAAUGCUGUUAGACUGGCAAAGGAACAAACAAAAAUACCUAAACUAUCAAGUAUAUAA